AUGGAUACAAUGGAUGGGAAGAACGAAGGAGCAAAUUUCCAACAGGAGUUGUAUGCUCGAUGUGCACGCGGCGAACAUGACGUCGAGAAAAAGUAUGGGCCUUGCGGUAUUAUCACCGCAAUCAUGUGCUUCCCGUGUGGCCUAAUCUGCCUCUUUAACGACAUUACAAAAAAGUGUGCCCGCUGCGGGACAAUCAUUCCAUAA
Somion occarium is the source of this 204-nucleotide messenger RNA. NCBI's taxonomy places the organism in Eukaryota, Fungi, Basidiomycota, Agaricomycetes, Polyporales, Cerrenaceae. The record is from the annotation of a GenBank genome assembly.